Messenger RNA from Naegleria gruberi, 1416 nucleotides. Its product is annotated as calponin homology domain-containing protein. Gene Ontology annotation, biological process: actin cytoskeleton organization. NCBI's taxonomy places the organism in Eukaryota, Heterolobosea, Eutetramitea, Acrasida, Naegleriidae. The record is from RefSeq and is a predicted model, not a curated record. The coding region runs from base 71 to 1378 and encodes 435 amino acids. The transcript is spliced from 2 exons. Gene Ontology annotation, molecular function: actin filament binding.
ACAUCUUCUGCUGCUGCUAUUAGAAUUUAAACAAAUAAUUAACGGUUAAUCCUUCAUCACUCACAACACAAUGAAUCCCGUAGAUCCGAAUUGGAUUGAAACUCAACAUCGUUCCUUUUUAAAUUGGACGAAUAGUCAACUACGAAACAAACAUGUUCAAUUGACUAAUUUAACAGAAGAUUUAAAGAGUGGAGUCCAUUUACUUGAAUUACUCUCCGAAUUACUUCAUACUCCAAUACACAUUCCAAUUACAAAUCCACAGUUUAGAAUACAAAUGAUGAAUAACUUGACAGAAGCUUUGGAAAUUAUUCGAAAGGAUUGUGACAUUUCCUUGAUAAAUAUUGAUUCGAAUGAUAUAGUAGAUGGAAAUACCAAGUUAGUUUUAGCAUUAAUUCACUCAUUGAUGUAUAAAUAUCAAGUAUGUAAAGCAAUGAGUGAUGACAGAAAUGUCAUUGACAAGAAUACGCCAAUGACAGUUGUUGAAAAGCAAUUAAUUGAUUGGUUGAAUUCAAUUUUAUAUAAUUCUCAACCUGUAAUUACAAAUAUUACAAAUGAUUGGACAAAUGGUGAACAUUUGAAAAAUCUAGUUCAUUAUUUUCUUCCACAUAAUUUCGAACAAGUAUUCGAAAGUUUGAAUUCAAUGAAUCCGACUGAGAAAAUUGCAGAAUGUAUUAAAUUAGCUGAUCAAGAAUUGAAAAUUCCAAAGAUUUUAGAAGCUCAAGAUAUUUCCAAUGCUCAACAAGUUCCUCCUCCACCAAUUCAAGUCGAAACUAAACCAAUUUCACAGCCAACAGUUUCUUCUAUGAAUUUUGAUGAUAUUUCAAGUGCUCCACCAUUGUCUCCUCCUUCCAUUGAUGAGCAAAAAUUUAAUUAUCAACAACAACCUCCAGUCCAGAAUUGGAAUUUACAACCAAGUCAACCAGUCCAACCAGUUCAAUAUUAUCCACAAUCUCAUCAACAAUCAUUGACCAAAUCAACCUAUCUUCCAGAUCAAUCCAAUCAAGCAAAUUCUCACAUUUCUUCAUUAUAUUCACCUGGAAAUUCAAAUUCUGUUCAACUCAUUCCACAAAUUCCUUCUCCAAAUCAACAAGUGUACGGACAAGAAAACAAUCAUCAAUCAUUGAUGGUUCCACCACCUCUAAUGCCAACACAAUCAUUGCAACCAUACAUGGAUCCAUAUCAACAGUUUAAUGGAAUACCAACUCAACACAUGAUGAUGAUGAAUCAAUAUUCUCCUCAAAUGCAACCUCCUCCACAAAUGCCUCCACAACAGCAACGACAACCAAUGAUUAUCACCACAACUACUACUACAAAUAAUCAUCAAGUAUUCACAUCGGAUAAUAUGCAAUAUGGAUAUUAUCAACAACAAUUUUAUUGAGUAAAUUGAAAAUUUGAAAUUCAAUAAAUUUUUAUUGU